Messenger RNA from Neoarthrinium moseri, 1587 nucleotides. RefSeq lists its product as uncharacterized. The transcript has a single exon. Bases 1 to 1587 code for a protein of 528 amino acids. The record is from RefSeq and is a predicted model, not a curated record. NCBI's taxonomy places the organism in Eukaryota, Fungi, Ascomycota, Sordariomycetes, Amphisphaeriales, Apiosporaceae.
AUGCGACUGAUCAAUAUCGACUCAUUUGAGCUUCACGAGUUCGUUGAAAAUGAGCUCCCACUGUACGCGAUACUGUCACAUACUUGGGGUGACGAGGAGGUGUCGCUGAGCGACUUAGCCGAUCUGAGCAAGGCACGGACAAAACAGGGGUUUCAGAAGAUACAGUUAUGCUGCAGGGAAACCAGAGACUACGGGCUUAGCUGGGCCUGGGUAGAUACUUGCUGUAUCGACAAGACGUCCAGCGCAGAGCUUGCAGAGGCCAUCAACUCCAUGUACAGAUGGUACAGUGAAGCCGUGGUCUGCUUCGCCUGGCUUUGUGACGUCUCAGACCUGACGGAUUUCGAACAGCCGAUCCGCGAGGCGCCACGGUGGUUCUCUAGGGGUUGGACGCUCCAGGAGCUAAUCGCUCCCUCGACAGUAAUCUUCUUCUCGAGAAGCCGGGAGCGAUUAGGCACGAAAGAUGACCUGCGGGUGCCAAUAUCCGCCCUCACAGGCAUAGAAGGUCCCGUUCUGUUGAACUUAGUCUCUAUGGAUAGGAUUCCCGUGGCGAAGAAAAUGUUUUGGGCAGCCCGUCGUACCACCACAAGGGCAGAAGACCUCGCGUAUUGUUUGCUGGGGAUAUUCGACAUAACCAUGCCGUUGCUGUAUGGUGAAGGCAAGAGAGCGUUCACGCGCUUACAAGAAGAGAUCCUGAAACGCACAGACGAUCAUACAAUAUUCCUUGGAGGGCUCUUGACCAAACGAAAGCUAGGGGAAUAUGGCGUUGGAAUGUUCUCAGAGAGCCCUUCGGAUUUCGACCUCCAGUGGGAAUGCCAGAAAACUGAAGUUCCGUCCUCGGAUAUCCCGCCAAGACUAGUGGGAAAUCAGUUGCAUAUUACCUUGCCCAUCACCUUGAUACAUUCGCCCAGGCUCGCGAAAGCAGAGAUCAUAGGCGCAGGCUGGGUCUUGGACCGAGACUAUAGUGACGGUUUCCUCGUACAGGGGGCACUCGACUGCCAUCUUGGCGAUAGCCAACUAACGAGAUACUUUCUCCUGGCAACUGCAGAUGACCUACACAGCCCAUGUCUGCGAUUGUUGCCAGUUCCGAACAGUAUGCAGUGGGUUCCUUUGCAAGACGUUCAAAGUUGGACCAAGAGGAAAUGUAUCGUUGCAUCGUGCGAACCUCGAGAGAAACUGCAGCCUGACUUGAAGUUUCAUGACGACUUUGACAGAUGGAGGUCCCUAAGGCUGGCAGAAGAGCACUCCGGGAUAGCGUCCACUCGAAUUCUCGUGGAUCUGAUCUUUCACAACGAGAGGUUUCGCACAGAGUCGGUGAUAGUCGCGUGGGGACUCAAGGGGCAUUCUGCUAUCUGUAGAGUGACCGAUAGUAUGCCUGGUGGCGAAAACAUGCACCAUCUAGACUUGGAUUCGCUUUACGAACGCGGCCAGGAUAUUAUCGAUGAGAUUCUCACUUAUGAUCUGGACACUGACAAAAUAUCACGGAGGCGAAAUGUUAACAUUCGAUUUUCUCGAAAUUAUGAGUCUGGGAGCAAGUUAAUGGUUGUGGUGCGUCGUACAGAUGUCCUGCAGGUGCACAUUCAUGCAUGA